Nicotiana tabacum (common tobacco) is the source of this 1011-nucleotide messenger RNA. NCBI's taxonomy places the organism in Eukaryota, Viridiplantae, Streptophyta, Magnoliopsida, Solanales, Solanaceae. The record is from RefSeq and is a predicted model, not a curated record.
GCUACAGCUGGCGUGUCGAGAAGAAUCAAGGUCUUUGACUUUUCAUCAGUGGUAAAUGAACCAGCUGAUGCACAAUGUCCUGUUGUUGAAAUAUCUUCACGAUCCAAGCUUAGUUGUCUGAGCUGGAACAAGUACGCAAAGAACCACAUUGCGAGCAGUGACUAUGAAGGCAUAGUAACCAUUUGGGAUGUGACCAGUCGUCAGAGUGUGAUGGAGUAUGAGGAGCAUGAAAUACGAGCAUGGAGUGUUGCUUUCUCUCAUACUGAUCCUUCUAUGCUUGUGUCUGGCAGUGAUGAUUGCAAGGUCAAAGUUUGGUGCAUGAAGCAGGAGGCAAGUGUUAUUAGCAUUGACAUGAAAGCAAACAUUUGCUCUGUGAAAUACAAUCCUCAAUCCAGCUUUCAUAUAGCUGUGGGUUCUGCUGAUAAUCAUAUCCAUUAUUAUGACUUGAGAAAUAUUAAGCAGCCGCUGCAUAUUUUCAGUGGACACCAUAAAACUGUUUCAUAUGUGAAAUUUGUAUCCAACAAUGUGCUGGCGUCUGCAUCAACGGAUGGUACAUUGCGUUUGUGGGAUGUCAAGGAGAACAUUCCACUGCGAACUUUUAGAGGACAUACAAAUGAGAAGAACUUUGUGGGUCUUGUAGUAAACAGCCAAUACAUUGCCUGUGGCAGUGAAACAAAUGAAGUGUUUGUCUAUCACAAGGCGAUUUCUAAGCCAGCAGCAAGCCACAAAUUUGAUUCUGACCAGAAUGAUCCAGAUGAGGACAUGGGAUCACAUUUCAUCAGUUCUGUUUGUUGGAAGCGCGAGAGCCGAACCAUUUUAACAGCAAAUAGUCAAGGGAUCGUACAAGUGCUUGUUCUUACUGCUUGAUGAGUAAAAGUGGAACGAUUAAAAGAUAAAAGAAUGACGAAGGGACUUCUUAUGAAGGAAUAGAGGUACCAUGCCCCUGCACCAAUUCUCCAUUGUAUAUGUGUGACCGGAUUAUUAGGGUAACUAAUAAAGCUUGGUUUUUUA